Molecule: messenger RNA, 709 nt
Organism: Gadus macrocephalus (Pacific cod)
Lineage: Eukaryota; Metazoa; Chordata; Actinopteri; Gadiformes; Gadidae
Gene: mrps17
Product: mitochondrial ribosomal protein S17
Exons: 3
Coding region: 154-621 (155 amino acids)
Biological process (GO): mitochondrial translation
Cellular component (GO): mitochondrial small ribosomal subunit; ribosome
Molecular function (GO): structural constituent of ribosome
Source: RefSeq, a predicted model, not a curated record
AAGCCAAGAGGAAAAGCAUGGAGGAUUCGUAUUGAAGUGUGACCUUCUGUAUUAUAAACAUUAACAUAGUAUUGAGAGGUGAGAUGAUAUUUAAUUGACCAUUUGACCAAAUCGUGGAAUAAGAUUAGUCUCUGCUGAUCAACGUCAUUGUUCAUGUUUAUAGCUCAAGGUAUAUCCACAAUGUCGGCCAAGCAGGCAUCAGUCCAUGCCAAGUGGAUCAUCGGCAGAGUGAUCGGGACCAAGAUGCUGAAGACGGCCAAGGUCCGAGUAACAAGACUGGUGCUGGACCCCUACCUCCUCAAGUACUACAACAAGAGGAAGACCUACUUUGCUCAUGAUGCAAUACAGCAAUGCACCAUGGGAGAUGUUGUUCUUCUCAAGGCCUUACCGGAACCACGGUCCAAACAUGUGAAACAUGAACUGGUCGAGAUUGUGUAUAAAGUAGGCAGGGUUGUUGACCCAUUUACUGGACUGAAAGUCGAAGGAACUCAGUUUCUGGAGCCUUUUGCUGACCUAGCAGACGACCUGGAUAAGAAGAUGUCAUUAUCAGAUCAAAUACCAGAAGUGGACUCUUCUGCCUCAUCCAGUACAGCCUCAUCCCUGGAGCCACGAACACCUUGAGCUGAAUUUCACUCAUAUUUUUUAUUUAAUCGAAUAAUGUUUAUGUUUGUCCAGCAUGAUGUGUGGUUCAUUAAAAUGUAAGCCAGCA